Messenger RNA from Nipponia nippon (crested ibis), 870 nucleotides. It is a transcript of the gene MTCH1, whose product is annotated as mitochondrial carrier 1. Gene Ontology annotation, biological process: positive regulation of apoptotic process. Gene Ontology annotation, cellular component: mitochondrion; membrane. The record is from RefSeq and is a predicted model, not a curated record. Lineage: Eukaryota; Metazoa; Chordata; Aves; Pelecaniformes; Threskiornithidae.
AUGAACGUGGAUAGUAAUUCCGGGAAAUCCAUCGCCCACCCGCUGCUCUACGUCAAGCUGCUCGUCCAGGUCGGACAUGAGCCACUACCUCCAACCGUUGGAAGAAAUGUGCUGGGAAGGAAAGUCCUGUACCUGCCCGGCUUCUUCACCUACGCUAGACACAUUGUGGAAGUGGAUGGGAAAAGAGGCCUCUUCCGUGGUCUCACUCCUCGCCUCAUCUCAAGCACUUUAUCAACCAUCACCAGGGGGAGCGUGAAGAAGGCCUUUCCACUGGAAGACAUGGAGCACGUUUCUAACAAGGAUGAUGUGAAGACCUCCCUUAGGAAAGUGGUGAAAGAGACAUCUCACGAGAUGAUGAUGCAGUGCGUGUCCCGGGUUGUCUCACAUCCGCUGCACGUGAUCUCUAUGCGCUGCAUGGUCCAGUUUGUAGGCCGGGAAGUCAAAUACAGCGGUGUGUUCAGCGCCAUCGGCAGGAUAUUUAAGGAAGAAGGGAUCCUGGGAUUCUUUGUCGGUUUAGUCCCUCACAUCCUGGGAGACGUCAUCUUCCUCUGGUGCUGCAACCUCUUGGCUCACUUCAUCAACACCUACGCGGUGGACGAUAACUUCAGCCAGGCAUCGGUGAUCCGGAGCUACACAAAAUUUGUGAUGGGGAUCGCUGUGAGCAUGCUGACGUACCCAUUCCUUCUCGUGGGAGAUCUCAUGGCGGUGAACAACUGUGGGUUGCGCGCCGGCCUCCCUCCCUACGCUCCCGCGUUUACAUCCUGGAUCCAUUGCUGGAGGUAUCUCAGUGCUCAGGGGCAGCUGUUCCGCGGCUCCAGCCUGCUUUUCCGCAGGGCGCCCAUGCCAGCCGCCUGCUUCCCCAGCGACUGA